UGGGCUCAAUGCUAACCAAUGGGUUAGCACAGCCGCGGAGGCCAGAAUUUCUCUGAUGAUCCUCACCGCAAAACAUCAUGAUGGAUUCUGCCUGUGGCCUUCUAAAUACACAAAACAUUCUGUAGCGGCCAGUCCGUGGAAGAACGGCAGCGGAGACGUCGUGCGGGAGUUUGUUAAUGCGGUGAAGGCCCACAACGGCAUCGAUGCGGGGUUGUAUUUAUCUCCAUGGGACCGCCAUGACCCCAGAUACGGAGAUAAUUUGAAGUAUAAUGAGUACUACUUGGCUCAAUUGCAAGAACUACUCCACAACUAUGGGAAUGUGAGGGAGAUAUGGUUUGAUGGAGCAAAGGGCGCAGAUGCACCAAACAUGACAUACUACUUCUCGGAUUGGUUUGCCAUGGUUAAAGAGUUGCAGAGCUCAAUCAACAUAUUCUCAGACGCCGGCCCAGACGUAAGAUGGGUAGGGAACGAGAAGGGAUUCGCCAAUACCACAUGCUGGUCCACCAUCAACAAGACGUCUCUCUCAAUUGGAAAUGCAAGCAUUGUUGGGUAAGAAAUGCAGAAACAUUUUUCUAAAGCCAAACCAAACACUUGCCCCUUUUUUCUCCCUUUACUUCCCCAUACUUGGAACUAGCUGUAGUGCAAGUAAAGUAUAAUAUGUAGU
Messenger RNA from Rubroshorea leprosula, 664 nucleotides. NCBI's taxonomy places the organism in Eukaryota, Viridiplantae, Streptophyta, Magnoliopsida, Malvales, Dipterocarpaceae. The record is from the annotation of a GenBank genome assembly.